This is a messenger RNA of Dicrocoelium dendriticum, 1143 nucleotides long. Lineage: Eukaryota; Metazoa; Platyhelminthes; Trematoda; Plagiorchiida; Dicrocoeliidae. The record is from the annotation of a GenBank genome assembly.
AUGGGAUCACCAGAUAUUGACGGACUGAUUUGGACAGUCUUAAAGACAAUAGAAGAGCAACAAGAUGAGAAACGGGUAUUGGAAACGUUGAGCAACUUGAACUCUUUGUUUCACUGUUGCAACACAAUAUGCAAUAUCUCCGUAAAAACAAUAGAGCAGAUUGUCCGACUACUUUCAGGGCUCCUGCGAAACGAAGACCUUUUGCAAGUGCAGUUAGUAUGCAUCGAUAUACUUCGACACGUGCUCAAUAGCAAUUGCCACCACUCCCUGAAAAAUCGUGUGAUGCUUUCACUGGAAAGGGAGCUGGAAUCGCUGUUUGUCCAAGGCGACCCACAGAUUCAACAAGCCAUUUGGGAAUGUCUAAAUACGCAUCUUGUGACUACCGGUAACUUGGGACCUACCUUGAAAAUCUUUAUAUCCCGCGUGCUUUAUGGGGGAGAAAAUGACGUAUUUCUGAAAAGAGCAGUUGAAACGAUCCAUAAAAUUUUCGAAUGUUUUCCAACUGCACAAUUGGCGCAAGAAGAUGUGUUGAUAGUGGUCAUGUGCCUGCUGGAGCAUGAUGGCAAACGUUUGCAGAGGAGAGAUUCCCUGAGUGGUGCCUAUUGCUUAGAGGCCAUCAGACGUCAUCUCAGUGAGGAUGAAUUAACUUCAGUAAUGAAAGCUCUUCCGAUAAAUCUACAGACAACCUACGAGAUGCUCCAAAGUUUCGGAGCUUCUAAUCCCAUUUCCCCAAGUCAGCACUCUUGUGGACCGACAAGGAACGAAGACGAUUACGACCAGCCUUGGCACACUGAUGUACAAGACGUGGUGCCCUAUGCUCAUCCUGUUUACUCAAUGCAUCAGUUAAUACCAAAGCAUCUGUCAGCCAAUUUGUCCACACAACAGAGCAACAGAUGUCGUGAAUCUGCAGCCAACUUGCUAAAAAUGCAUUACAUGCAAAAGUUUUACACACAAGAUUCCAGAGAACGUGCAUAUUUCAUUGAAUCUGUCCAACAACAUCUACCGACCUUAUUGAAAACCUUUUCACAGUUCCUAAUGGACAAUAAAGACCCAGUGACUUACCAUCUUCUUGAAGCAAUACAGGUAAGCGAUUACUAUCUCACGUGGAUUGUUCAAAGUGCCGUUGAGCGUUUGGAAAAGUGA